Dendronephthya gigantea is the source of this 2385-nucleotide messenger RNA. RefSeq names its product dnaJ homolog subfamily C member 7-like. Gene Ontology annotation, molecular function: protein binding. Bases 81 to 1634 code for a protein of 517 amino acids. Lineage: Eukaryota; Metazoa; Cnidaria; Anthozoa; Malacalcyonacea; Nephtheidae. The transcript has 15 exons. The record is from RefSeq and is a predicted model, not a curated record.
UAAUGCCGCUAUGAAAAAAUCAAACUCUCGUGUGUUCACGAGUUGGUUCGUGUGUCCCACGAGAAAAACGAGGGAAGAAGAUGGCCGACCAAAAUUCAGAGGAUGUUGAAAUGGAGAGGGAAUCCAACCAUUCUGAUGGCUCCUCUGAUGAGAGUAUGGCCGAAACAACAGACUCAGUUGAAGACGAAAAGUUAGACCCCGAAGAGCUUGCCGAGAAAAACAAACAAGCGGGAAACGAAGCUUACACGGCAAAAGACUAUAAGUUGGCUGUGAAACAUUAUUCUGCAGCUAUUGAACUGAACAAGACUUGUGCAGCAUAUUAUGGAAAUCGGUCUGCAGCAUAUCUCAUGGCAAAAGAUUACAACCGUGCACUUGAUGAUGCCAACAUUGCCAUACGUUUGGACGAAAACUACAUCAAGGCAUAUUUCAGGAUUGCAAGAUGCAAUCUUGCUCAGGGCUCAACCGAGUCCGCUGAACGAGCUUUGGGAAAAGCAAAAGAAAUUGACCCGAACAAUAAAACUUUGGCCAAUGAGUAUUCAAGGGUCCAUCAAAUUCAACAAUUUGAAGCUUCAGCUUUCGAGGCUCAUGAUAAAAAAGAUUAUCGGAAGGUGGUGUUCUGCACAAGACGUUUACUGGAAUUGUCCCCAGACUGUGAUCUUUACAAAGUUUUGAGAGCAGAAUCCCUUGCUUUGAUGAAGAAAUAUACUGAAGCUGAAAUUGAGGCAAACUCGAUGCUAAGAGAAAAUAACAGAAAUGCAGAUGCGUUGUAUGUCAGAGGACUGUGUCUGUACUAUCAGGACUAUGAAGAUGAGGCAUUUCAGUGUUUCACCAGUGCUUUGAAAAUAGAUCCCGAUCAUAAAAAGGCAAAGGCGAUACGAAAGAAAGCAAAGUUAUUAAAGUCUACGAAAGAUGAUGGUAACGAAGCGUACAAAACGGGAAAAUUCCAAGAAGCAUACGAUUUAUAUUCCAAUGCUCUAGAAAUUGACCCAAACAACGUCUCAACGUGUGCAAAAUUAUUUUACAACAGAGGUGUCGUGGCAUCCCGGUUGAAAAUGAUGACAGAGGCCGUAGAUGACUGCACUGAAGCAAUAAAUCUGGAUGGAAGUUACUUAAAAGCUUACAUAAAGCGAGCAAAAUGUUACAUGGAAACGGAGAAGUACGAAGAAGCAGUCAGAGACUAUGAAAAAAUCUGCAAAAUGAAUGGAUCCAGAGAGCAUAAGAUGCUGCUUCAAGAGGCUAAACUUGAGCUAAAGAAGAGUAAACGGAAAGAUUAUUAUAAAAUACUGUCGUUGUCAAAGAGUUGUUCAGACGCAGAGGUGAAGAAGGCUUACAGAAGAGAAGCUUUGAAACAUCAUCCAGAUCGGCAUUCUGGAGCGACUGACCAAGUCAAAAAGGACGAGGAAAUGUUAUUCAAAGAGGUGAACGAGGCGUACAGCGUGCUGUCAGAUCCACAGAAGAAAGCGAGAUAUGACAGAGGCGAAGAUAUCGAUGGAAAUAGUUUCUCGACUGCAGAUUUCGAUCCGAACACGAUUUUCCAGGCCUUCUUCGGCGCUGGUGGUGGAUUUCCGAACUUUGGUGGACGACGCCAGGCCGGAGGAUAUCCUGGACACGAAUUUAACUUCACGUUUGGUUAAGGUGACAACAAAUUGAUAUCUGCAUUCUCGACAUAUACGGCGACCGUACGGUAAAAUAAAAACAUUUGCACAUGCAGUGUGAUGCAAAAAUUUGGCGUUUAACGUUGUACAGUAUUAUACAUUUAUACUGAAAUAUCACUGGGACAUAACAUUAUCAUUGACAUUCUUUAACUGUACAGUUGAACACACGCACUGCUUAAAUUAAAGGCCCGUUUACACUUGCGAUUUUUGCUGCGAUUUUCUCCUUUUGAUAGAUGUGAACGAGUGAAUUAGUCACGAAGGUUCCGAUGUGUACGAGCUCCUAUUUGAACAUCCGUGACUAAUUCACUCGUUCACAUCUAUCAAAAGAAGAAAAUUGCACAUUAAAUCGCAGCAAAUAUUACAAGUGUUAAUGGACCUAAAGAGUUCUUUCAACAGCGGAUAAUAAAUAAACUGGAGUGAUUGAAAAUUGGGUGGAAAUUUCAAAAUUUUGGUGUAAUAUUUAAAGAUACAAAACAGCUGUCGCUAGGCCAAAGGAACCGGCAAAUUUUCGAGAGUUAUUUAUGUAUUAUCCUUUUACCUAUAAAAUCUUGAAAUUUCUGCUUCAAUUAUAUAUAGUGGUUUUCAAUAGCUUCAGUGUCAUAUACAGCGCAUGCAGCGUUUAGCGUGAAGCAUUUCUUUCUGCCCAAGAGUCGAAAAAAAAUAAAAGGCAUCAAUGGUGUAUUGAGUUCGCUGAAUGUGAAGCCAAAUGUUGAGGUUAUUUUAAAUUUAC